Messenger RNA from Fukomys damarensis (Damara mole-rat), 2621 nucleotides. Its product is annotated as junction plakoglobin. The coding region runs from base 87 to 2534 and encodes 815 amino acids. NCBI's taxonomy places the organism in Eukaryota, Metazoa, Chordata, Mammalia, Rodentia, Bathyergidae. The record is from RefSeq and is a predicted model, not a curated record. The transcript has 17 exons. Gene Ontology annotation, molecular function: protein phosphatase binding; alpha-catenin binding; cadherin binding. Gene Ontology annotation, biological process: positive regulation of transcription by RNA polymerase II; cell adhesion. Gene Ontology annotation, cellular component: adherens junction; catenin complex.
AGAGGGCGGUGGCCGCGGCCUAUACUUUCCUGCAGAAGAACCCGAAGCACGAGCUGACCGCCAAGUACCUGGCCUACUACCGGAGCAUGGUGGACAUCUCCGACGAGUCCCUCACCGACCUGGAGGCCCAGCCCUACGAGGCCGUGUUCCUCCGGGCGGUGAAGCUCUACAACAGCGGCGAUUUCCGCGGCAGCGCCGAGGACAUGGAACGCGCCCUGGCCGAGUACCUGGCCGUCUUCGCCCGGUGUCUGGCGGGAUGCGAGGGGGCCCAGGAGCAGGUGGAAUUCAAGGACUUCUACCCGGCCAUAGCAGAUCUCUUUGCAGAGUCGCUGAGGUGCAAGGCGGACUGCGAGGCUGACCUCACCCCUAACGUGGGCGGCUACUUCGUGGACAAGUUUGUGGCCACCAUGUACCACUACCUGCAGUUCGCCUACUACAAGUUGAACGACGUGCGCCAGGCCGCCCGCAGCGCCGCCAGUUACAUGCUCUUCGACCCCGGGGACGCCGUCAUGCAGCAGAACCUGGUGUACUACCGCUUCCACCGCGCGCGCUGGGGCCUGGGCGACGAGGACUUCCUGCCCCGGCAGGAGGCCGAGCUCUACCACGGUCAGACGGCUGAGCUGCGGCAGCUGCUGGACUACACGCAUGCGCACCUGCAGGCUGACGACGAGAUGGCGCUGGAGGAGACGGAGCCGCGCCCCCAGCCGGAGCAGCUCCUGUCCGAUGCGGAGUUUGAGGGGAUCGGUGACUACGAGGAGGGGCUCUACGCGGACUGGUGGCAGGAGCCAGACGCCAAGGGGGACGACGCCGAGGCUGCCGCCAUGGAGGUGAAGAACCUGGUCGAGCGGCCCAUCAAGGUGACGGAGUGGCAGCAGACCUACACCUACGACUCGGGCAUCCACUCGGGCGCCAACACCUGCGCGCCCUCCGUCAGCAGCAAGGGCGUCCUGGACGAGGACGAGGCCUGCGGGCGCCAGUACACGAUCAAGACCACCACGUACACCCAGGGCGCGCCCCAGGGCCCAGGUGACCUGGAGUACCAGAUGUCCACCACGGCCAGAGCCAAGCGUGUGCGGGAGGCCAUGUGCCCCGGUGUGGCAGGCGAGGAGAGCUCCCUGCUGCUGGCCACGCAGGUGGACGGCCAGGCCACCAACCUGCAGCGCCUGGCCGAGCCGUCGCAGCUCCCGCCCACCGCCACCCGCAGCUCACCCGUGGAGUCAGUGCUGUUCUAUGCCAUCACCACGCUGCACAAUCUGCUGCUGUACCAGGAGGGCGCCAAGAUGGCCGUGCGGCUAGCAGAUGGGCUACAGAAGAUGGUGCCACUGCUCAACAAGAACAACCCCAAGUUCCUGGCCAUCACCACUGACUGCCUACAGCUCCUGGCCUACGGCAACCAGGAGAGCAAGCUGAUCAUCCUGGCCAACGGGGGACCCCAGGCGCUGGUGCAGAUCAUGCGGAACUAUAGCUAUGAGAAGCUGCUGUGGACCACCAGCCGCGUGCUCAAGGUGCUCUCCGUGUGUCCCAGCAACAAGCCGGCCAUCGUGGAGGCUGCCCUGUGCUGGGCCCUGGGUCCCACCGCGCCCGCGCUGUGUCCCCAGGAGGGCCUGGAGGGCGUGCUGAAGACCCUGGUGAACCAGCUCAGCGUGGACGACGUGAACGUGCUCACCUGCGCCACGGGCACGCUGUCCAACCUGACCUGCAACAACAGCAAGAACAAGACGCUGGUGACGCAGAACAGCGGCGUGGAGGCGCUCAUCCACGCCAUCCUGCGCGCCGGUGACAAGGACGACAUCGCCGAGCCUGCCGUGUGCGCCCUUCGCCACCUCACCAGCCGCCACCCCGAGGCUGAGAUGGCACAGAACUCCGUGCGCCUCAACUACGGCAUCCCGGCCAUCGUGAAGCUGCUGAACCAGCCCAACCAGUGGCCGCUGGUCAAGGCCACCAUCGGGCUGGACGGCGUGCGGAUGGAGGAGAUCGUGGAGGGCUGCACCGGUGCCCUGCACAUCCUGGCCCGCGACCCCAUGAACCGCAUGGAGAUCUACCGCCUCAACACCAUCCCGCUCUUCGUGCAGGUGGGGCGGCCGGGCCCGCAGUGCGCUCCUUGGGCGGCCCCGGGGAGAGGGUGCGAGCUGCAAAAGAGCCGCGAAAGCGGUGAGUGUGUCUGGGCUGGGCUGUGGCGGGUGCGGCGGCCCAAACUCCGCCUGACGGAGCCUCGCUGUCUCUGCUCAGCCACCUACGCUGCCGCCGUGCUCUUCCGCAUCUCCGAGGACAAGAACCCUGACUACCGCAAGCGCGUGUCCGUGGAGCUGACCAACUCCCUCUUCAAGCACGACCCGGCGGCCUGGGAGGCGGCCCAGAGCAUGAUCCCCAUCAACGAACCCUAUGCGGACGACCUGGACGCCACCUACCGCCCCAUGUACCCUGGCGACGACCCCCUGGAGCACCUGGACGUGGACGGAGAGUACCCCCUGGACAUGCCCUAUGGCGACGGCCUGCGGCCCCCGUACCCCACCUCGGACCACAUGCUGGCCUAGGCGCCCCGCUGUCCCGCGCUCUCCUCCCGGCUCUGCUGAACCCCGGCUCCAAGCCGGCUCCUUUCUGGGGUGCUGUGGGAGCCUCCG